Messenger RNA from Echinops telfairi (small Madagascar hedgehog), 2901 nucleotides. RefSeq names its product transmembrane channel like 3 (gene TMC3). Gene Ontology annotation, molecular function: mechanosensitive monoatomic ion channel activity. The transcript is spliced from 20 exons. Bases 1 to 2901 code for a protein of 966 amino acids. Gene Ontology annotation, cellular component: plasma membrane. The record is from RefSeq and is a predicted model, not a curated record. Lineage: Eukaryota; Metazoa; Chordata; Mammalia; Afrosoricida; Tenrecidae.
AUGAAACCCUCAAAGGCAUCCCAGCGCUACAGAAGCAUCCGGAGAAAUGCCAACCUCUACCAGGAGUCUCUCUUCCUCAGCAACUUGGAUGACAGCUUCAAUGCUGACGAAGCAGGAGACAGCCACGAUCCGGAACAGAUCUUCCAGAAUAUACAGUUCCAGAAGGACCUCAUGGCAAACAUCCGCUGCAGACCCUGGCCCAUGGGACAGAAGUUGAGAGCACUGAGACGAGCGAAGGAGAUAGUGCUGAAAUUUGAAGGGAGACUGACCAGGACCCGCGGUUACCAGGCAGCAGGCGCAGAGCUCUGGCGGAAAUUUGCUCGUCUGGCCUGUAACUUCGUGGUCAUCUUCAUCCCCUGGGAAAUGAGGAUAAAGAAAAUUGAGAGUCAUUUUGGAUCUGGUGUUGCCUCCUAUUUUAUAUUCUUGAGAUGGUUAUUUGGAAUUAACAUCAUGCUCACCGUCAUGACCAGCGCUUUUAUUGUCAUUCCAGAGCUGAUUGCAGGCCAGCCCUUUGGGAGCACUGCUAGCAAGACCGUCCCCAAGGAACACAUUGCAUCUGCCCAAGACCUGGACACCGUCUGGUCCCUGGGGGGCUACCUCCAGUACUCAGUCCUCUUCUAUGGCUACUACGGCAGGGAGAGGAGGAUCGGCAGAGCUGGCUAUCGGCUGCCUCUGGCAUAUUUCCUGGUGGGGAUGGCCGUGUUUGCUUACAGCUUCAUCAUUCUUUUAAGAAAGAUGGCAAAGAACUCCCGUACAAGCCUCGCCAGUGCCUCUCAUGAAAACUACACGUUCUGCUGGCGCGUGUUUUGUGCCUGGGAUUACCUCAUUGGAAACCCAGAGGCUGCAGAGAGCAAAACGGCAGCCAUUGUGAACAGCAUCCGGGAGGCUAUACUGGAAGAGCAGGAGAAGAAGAAAAGCAAAAACCUGGCGGUGACCAUCUGUCUGAGGAUCAUUGCCAACAUCUUGGUGCUUCUCUCACUUGCUGGGAGCAUCUAUCUCAUCUACUUUGUGGUGGACCGGUCCCAGAAGCUGGAACAGUCCAAGAAGGAGCUGACACUCUGGGAAAAGAAUGAGGUGAGUGUAGUGGUCUCCCUGGUUACCAUGCUGGCACCAUCUGCCUUUGACCUCAUCGCUGCCUUGGAGAUGUACCACCCUCGGACCUCUCUGCGCUUCCAAUUGGCAAGGGUCCUUGUGCUGUACCUGGGCAAUCUCUACAGUUUGAUCAUCGCUCUCCUGGACAAAGUGAACAGCAUGAGUAUUUUGGAAGCUGCCACCAAAAACAAUACAAAUAACCGACCAGACUCCACCACCUUCUUUGCCACGCGGACCACUUCAGUGGAGGAGCAAUGGUCCUCACUUCAGCCAGGGAUGGGGCUGAGGAAAAACAGCACAUGGGCUUUGGAAGAAGCCAGCACCCCAACUCUCCCCAUGCCUUUCACACCGACCAACAGGACCUCUCUCCAUCACCAGUGGCCCCAAGACCAGUGCUGGGAAACAUACGUCGGGCAGGAGUUGCUGAAGCUGUCCAUCAUUGACAUGCUGUUCACCGUGGCCAGCAUUCUGCUCAUCGACUUCUUCCGGGGCCUUUUCGUUCGGUAUUUAAGUGACUACUGGUGUUGGGACCUGGAAAGCACUUUUCCGGAAUAUGGGGAAUUCAAAAUAGCAGAGAAUGUGCUGCAUCUAGUCUACAAUCAAGGGAUGAUCUGGAUGGGGGCCUUCUUCUCCCCGUGCCUCCCAGCAUUCAACGUUCUCAAACUGAUUGGGCUCAUGUAUCUGAGGAGCUGGGCUGUGCUGACCUGCAACGUGCCCCAUCAGCAAGUAUUUCGAGCAUCCAGAUCCAACAACUUCUACUUGUCGAUGCUCUUGUUUAUGCUGUUCCUUUGCAUGUUGCCUACGAUCUUCGCAAUUGUCCGGUACAAGCCAUCCCUAAACUGUGGGCCAUUCAGUGGACAAGAGAAGAUUUAUGACAUCGUGUCAGAAACGAUUGCAAAUGACUUCCCCGUGUGGUUCAACCGCGUGGUUGGCUAUAUCAGCAGCCCUGUGGUGAUCCUGCCGGCUCUGCUGCUGCUUUUGUACCUGUAUGGCCCAAGUGAAAGCAUGGGUGACAUUCCCAAGAGCAGAUCCUGCCCACCUGUGACACUUAAAAAGCACUUGGAAGAUGUUCACUCUGAAUCUCUUUUCCAAAAAGCCUUUCAGAAAGGAAACCCUCCUCUCCCCAGACCAGGGGCCUCCGUGUUAGCGGCUCAUGGGCGCCGGCCACAGGCCCCCAGAUAUGAUCUCAUCCGAGAGCAGAAAGCUCACAAAAACUUCUGGCCAGAGCGACGUUUCAAAAUCAAUGCCUCAGGUGACAUUGUGGAGCUCUACCCCAGGAACACAAGACCCUGUGUGCCCUCGGGCCCCCGGCAGGCUCUGUCUCCACAGCUGAGUGACGAGGAGGAGAUCCUUGGGAGAGACUGGACCAGGCAGGCUUUUCAUCCACGUUCCCUUACAGACCUCCACUGGGCUCCCCAUUUUUAUGUUGGUGACAGGACAGUGGGUCAGAGCCUAGCACCUGAGGACCUGAGAAGGAAGCAUUGCAAGUCUUGGAAUGAUGGCUUUGAGGAUCAAUUGGCCCAUCCAGUGUAUGUGCCUAAAAAGCCCCGCUCUCGGUAUGUCCAGUACCCACAGCCCCCUCUGAAGCCCAGAGCUAAGCCCCAAUUUGAGCCACCUCUCACAGAAUCUGAUUCCAUGUCGGUAGCAUCUAGUAGUGACCAGGAGCACAGCAGCACUGACCAGUAUCUGCAAGUCGUCCACAGCCACGCCAAGAACCCCAGGCCUGUGGGUCAGCGUGGCAGGAGGAAGGCCAAAUCUGGACAGGAGCUGACCACAGACCUGAAUGACCUGAUUUGUUCCAAUGUUUAG